Messenger RNA from Myxocyprinus asiaticus (Chinese sucker), 2848 nucleotides. RefSeq names its product gastrula zinc finger protein XlCGF8.2DB-like. The transcript is spliced from 3 exons. Lineage: Eukaryota; Metazoa; Chordata; Actinopteri; Cypriniformes; Catostomidae. The record is from RefSeq and is a predicted model, not a curated record. Bases 170 to 1264 code for a protein of 364 amino acids.
GCAGGAAGUAGUAUGCAGCGCACAGGGCUGCAUUUAUGUGCAUCAGAUAUUUUCUUUUACACCUUUUCUGAGAUACUGUUUGCCUGUGAAGAAAGAGGAAUAAGGUGGUAUUUUAAAAGGAACAACUCAAAGUGUAACUGAUGAAGUCUACUGACAUACUAUUGUAAAAAUGAAGUCUGUUAAAGAGGAGAGUGAAGGCUUGAGUGAUCCAGAGCCAUCAAUAGUGAAACAUGAAGAUACAGAAAAACAAAGAGACUUGCUGGAAGUGAAAAUGGAAAGCCAAGAACUGAAAGAUGAAGUGGAGAAACAUCAGAAUGAUAAAUCUGAUUUAAUUUUUGAUGAAAAAUCUUCUAGUUGCUCACAGAUUCAAAAUAAUUUCUCACAAAAAAGAACUCAAAGAGCAAGAGCCCAAAAAUGUUUUACAUGCCAUCAAUGUGGAAUAAGUUUCAUGCACAAAGGACACUUUAAAAGUCACAUGAUAAUUCACACUGGAGAGAAGCCUUUUACAUGCUCUCAAUGUAGAAAGAGUUUCACAUUCAAAAGAAAUCUUAACACUCACUUAAAACUUCACUCUGGAGAGAAGCCUUUUAUAUGCCUUCAAUGUGGAAAGAGUUUCGCACGAAAAGCACACCUUCACAGUCAUAUGAUAAUUCACACUGGAGAGAAGCCUUUUACAUGUUCUCAAUGUGGAAAGAGUUUUGCAAUAAAAGAAGUUCUUGAGAGGCACCUGAAAAUUCACACUGGAGAGAGGCCUUUCACAUGCCCUCAGUGUGGAAAGAGUUUCACACAAAAAGGACACCUUAAGAGUCACAUAUUCAUUCACACUGGAGAGAAGCAUUUUACAUGCUCUCAAUGUGGAAAGACUUUUGCACUAAAAAGAGAACUUGAGGAGCACACGAGAAUUCACACUGGAGAGAAGCCUUUCACAUGCCUUCAGUGUGGAAAGAGUUUUGCACGAAAAGCAGUUCUUGAGAGGCACCUGAAAAUUCACACUGGAGAGAGGCCUUUCACAUGCCCUCAGUGUGGAAAGAGUUUCACACAAAAAGGACACCUUAAGACUCACGAGAUAAUUCACACUGGAGAGAAGCCUUUCACCUGCCCUCAAUGUGGAAAAAGUUUUGCAAUAAAACGGGAUCUUGAGAGGCACCUGAGAAUUCACUCUGGAGAGAGGCCUUUCUCAUGCCUUCAGUGUGGAAAGAGUUUCAAACAUGCAGGCUAUCUCACAAUUCAUCAGCGCUAUCACACUGGAUCUAACUGUGAUUAAAACAAAAAUAAAUAAAAAAAAGGAUGUGGGAAUCACAUCUAAAGGUACACCUAACAACUCAUGCAACUGAGAAGACUUAGUUGUGUUCUUGUGGUUGUGGAAAGAGUUUGACCGCCUCAGGAACCCUGAAAGCACAUGAGAGAGUGGAUACUGGAUAGUGAGCAAAAUUCAUCUUUAGGGCAGAGUCGUACCAGAAUUGGGGGGUGAUGGGUUUUGUGAAUGACACCCCCCAAAAAAGCCUUUUACAAUACGGUUUCGCAUGGAGUCAAAAUUCAAAAUGCACCCUAAUCCUUUACAGCAGUCAGUUCAGUUCACCACAUUAUACCCACAUAUCAGACUAACCAGAACAACAAUUCCCUUUUAGCUCCCUUUUUAUUUUUCCUUUUUUUUCUCCCCAAUUUGGAAUGCCCAAUUCCCAAUGCGUUCUAAGUCCUUAUGGUGGCGUAGUGACUCAAUCCGGGUGGCGGAGUACGAAUCUCAGUUGCCUCCGCGUCUGAGACCGUCAACGUGCGCAUCUUAUCACGUGGCUUGUUGAGCGCAUUACUGCAGACAUAGCGUGUGUGGCAGCAUCCACGCACAACUCACCACAUGCCCCACCAAGAGCGAACCACAUUAUAGCGACCACGAGGAGGUUACCCCAUGUGACUCUACCCUCCCUAGCAACUGGGCCAAUUUGGUUGCUUAGGAGAUCAGGCUGGAGUCACUCAGCACGCCCUGGAUUCGAACUCGCGACUCCAGGGGUGCUAGUCAGCGUUUUUACUCGAUGAGCUACCCAGGCCCCCCUUAGCUCCAUUUUAACAUUGCCUCUUUUCCCUAGUAAUGAAAAUGAGCAGUUAAUAUUAGCCAUUUUAUUUGAAUAUUCCUUUGUCCUUUUUUCUUUUUCCACUUCUGCUAAAAUAGACAAAAAAAAUCAGAUAUGAACUUAAACUAAAAAUCAGGAAAAUCAAAGACAUAGAAGAUUGAUACUUCGUACAUUUUAUGCUUAUAAUAAACAAAUACAUUUUACUUACUCGACUUCUGCUGUUGUGAACUUCGCUACAGAAUGACGAAGAGCUCGAGUUCAAACACUCAAUGCUUUUUUUCUUGUUUUUAGGGAAAAAAGUUAUAAGAAACUGUAUGUCAGUGUAUGAAGACUAGACACAUGGGGCAAAUCUUAUUUUGUGAUUUUAUUAUCUUGACCCAUGACCAGUCCUGUACUGUACGGUACUAUUACCAUCCGUAUAUUCACCUACGGGGGUAAGGGACCAUUUGAAAGUCCACCCACUGCACUAAAGCAUCGGUGGUUGAAAUGUGGUAACCCCAGCCUCUGCCUUGAAAGCUCAGCAUAGUUAUCCCUCAUUGCUUCGAUAUGCCGCGAUGCUCCCCUCACCCCUUUCGCUGAACCAUAUGAGAGGGUUGCACCAAACAAUUCUUUCACUAAACUCGUUAUCUUAUACUUUUAAAUCCACUGAGAGAAAUAGUAGAGUAAGCCUUCAAUAGCUUUUGGAAAGGCUGCUAAAAUGUAGUUUCUUCUCUUGUUUUCUAACAGCAAACACUUAUUUUCACUAAAUGUACUUAUAAUAAAUUCAGCUGAUCAUUCUGAAA